CCUCCCCCCAGGAGCUGCAAAUGGUAUCUGCCAAACAGAUGACAAAGUACCUUGGACUGAAUCACACCGAGACAGCAUUUUGAGCAGAACGCAGGCUAAACUCUUGUAAUUACUGUUUAUAGCUGGCCGAGGCUUCCUAGGAGAGGGCAAACACAAGAGGAAGUAAGUUUCCUGAACCUUUCAGAUGGCUGUGCGCUAAUUAAAGGGCAGCACGGGACGGGCAAUUCUCCGACAGGCACCGAGUUGUUCCCGAGACCACAGUUCACCGCACGUUUUUCUCGGGAGGGAGCGAGCAGAUAAUUGGGAUAUUUUUUCCCCCUUGAUUUUUCCUCCCAUCUCCGUCUUGAACUCAUGGCCUUGAACUCACAGUGAACUGAAGAAAGAAAGCGAUGGAUAUGUCUGACCCCAAUUUCUGGACUGUGCUCUCAAACUUUACUUUGCCUCAUUUGAGGAGUGGGAACAGACUUCGGCGCACACAAAGUUGCCGAACAAGCAACCGGAAAAGUUUGAUAGGCAAUGGCCAGUCACCAGCUUUGCCCAGACCACACUCGCCUCUCUCUGCUCAUGCAGGAAACAGCCCGCAAGACAGUCCAAGGAAUUUCUCCCCCAGUGCCUCAGCCCAUUUCUCCUUCGCACGGAGGACGGACGGGCGUCGUUGGUCCCUGGCUUCUCUCCCCUCCUCAGGCUAUGGGACAAAUACACCAAGCUCCACGGUCUCUUCAUCCUGCUCCUCCCAGGAGAAGUUGCACCAGUUACCGUAUCAGCCAACCCCAGAUGAAUUACACUUCUUGUCCAAACAUUUUUGCACCACUGAGAGCAUCGCCGCUGAGAACCGAUGCAGGAACACGCCCAUGCGUCCCCGUUCCCGGAGUCUCAGCCCUGGACGUUCCCCCGCCUGCUGUGACCAUGAAAUAAUUAUGAUGAACCAUGUCUACAAAGAAAGGUUCCCAAAGGCUACGGCUCAGAUGGAAGAGCGUCUAAGGGAAAUCAUCACCAGCUACUCCCCAGACAAUGUCCUCCCCUUGGCAGACGGAGUGCUGAGCUUCACCCACCAUCAGAUCAUCGAACUGGCUCGCGACUGUUUGGACAAGUCCCGCCAGGGCCUCAUCACGUCACGUUACUUUCUAGAGUUGCAGCACAAGCUGGAUAAGCUGCUCCAGGAGGCUCAUGAUCGCUCCGAAAGUGGAGAACUGGCAUUUAUUAAGCAGCUAGUCCGAAAGAUCUUAAUUGUCAUUGCCCGCCCCGCUCGGCUGUUGGAGUGCUUGGAAUUUGAUCCUGAAGAAUUUUACUACCUGUUGGAAGCCGCAGAAGGCCAUGCCAAAGAAGGCCAGGGAAUCAAAACUGACAUUCCCCGGUACAUCAUCAGCCAGCUGGGGCUCAAUAAGGACCCUCUGGAAGAAAUGGCUCAGUUGGGGAAUUAUGAUAGUGGGACAGCAGAAACACCAGAGACGGAUGAAUCACUGAGUAGCUCAAAUACUUCUCUGAGACUUCGAAGGAAACCCCGAGAGAGUGAUUUUGAAACAAUUAAAUUGAUCAGCAAUGGAGCCUAUGGGGCGGUCUACUUUGUUCGGCAUAAAGAAUCCCGGCAGAGGUUUGCCAUGAAGAAGAUCAAUAAACAGAACCUCAUCCUUCGGAACCAGAUCCAGCAGGCCUUCGUGGAACGUGACAUCCUCACUUUCGCGGAGAACCCCUUCGUGGUCAGCAUGUAUUGCUCCUUUGAAACAAGACGCCACCUGUGCAUGGUCAUGGAGUAUGUAGAAGGGGGAGACUGUGCAACCUUAAUGAAAAACAUGGGUCCUCUCCCCGUUGAUAUGGCCAGGAUGUACUUUGCUGAGACAGUCUUGGCCUUGGAGUACCUGCAUAACUAUGGAAUUGUGCACAGGGAUUUGAAGCCAGACAACCUGUUGGUCACCUCCAUGGGGCACAUAAAGCUGACCGAUUUCGGCUUAUCUAAAGUGGGGCUGAUGAGCAUGACCACCAAUCUCUAUGAAGGUCACAUUGAGAAGGAUGCCCGAGAGUUCCUAGAUAAACAGGUCUGUGGUACACCUGAAUACAUUGCCCCCGAGGUGAUUCUGAGACAAGGCUAUGGGAAGCCUGUGGACUGGUGGGCCAUGGGCAUUAUCCUCUAUGAAUUUCUAGUUGGAUGUGUGCCUUUCUUUGGGGACACUCCAGAAGAGCUAUUUGGACAAGUCAUCAGUGAUGAAAUCAACUGGCCUGAAAAGGAUGAGGCCCCGCCUCCAGAUGCCCAGGAUCUGAUUACAUUGCUUCUCAGGCAGAAUCCGCUGGAGAGGCUGGGAACAGGUGGUGCCUAUGAAGUGAAGCAGCAUCGCUUCUUCCGCUCCUUGGACUGGAACAGUUUGCUGAGACAGAAGGCGGAAUUUAUUCCCCAACUGGAGUCGGAGGAUGACACAAGUUAUUUUGAUACUCGGUCAGAGAAGUACCAUCACAUGGAAACGGAGGAGGAGGAUGACACCAAUGAUGAGGACUUCACCGUGGAGAUCCGGCAGUUCUCCUCCUGUUCGCACAGGUUUUCAAAAGUUUUCAGCAGUAUAGACCGAAUGACUCCGAAUUCAGGAGAGGACAAAGACGACACCGAGGACAAAACCAAAAGCACAACUCUGCCGUCCACGGAGACGCUCAGCUGGAGCUCCGAGUACUCGGAAGUGCAACAGUUAUCGACGUCCAACUCUUCAGAUACAGAAAGCAACAGAUGCAAGCUCAGUUCUGGCCUGCUUCCCAAGCUGGCGAUCUCAACAGAGGGAGAGCAAGAUGAAGCCAUCCCUUGCUCUGGAGACCCCAGAGAGGAGCCGGAAAAGCCAGUCCUCCCUCCCGAGGAGUGUACUCAGGAGGAGCCUGAGGUCACCACUCCAGCCAGCACCAUCAGCAGUUCCACGCUGUCGGUUGGCAGUUUUUCAGAGCACUUGGAUCAGAUAAAUGGGCGAAGCGAGUGUGUGGACAGUACAGAUAACACCUCAAAGCCGUCCAGUGAACCCGCUUCCCACAUGGCGCGGCAGCGGUUAGAAAACACAGAGAAAAAGAGACUUGCGGGGAAAGUCACAAAGUCCCUCUCUGCCAGUGCCCUGUCCCUCAUGAUCCCAGGAGAUAUGUUUGCUGUGUCUCCACUGGGAAGUCCCAUGUCCCCGCACUCCCUGUCUUCAGACCCUUCCUCUUCGCGGGAUUCCUCCCCUAGCCGAGAUUCUUCGGCCGCAUCUGCCAGUCCCCACCAGCCCAUUGUGAUCCACAGCUCAGGGAAGAACUAUGGAUUUACCAUCCGAGCCAUCCGGGUGUACGUUGGUGACAGUGACAUCUACACAGUGCACCACAUCGUCUGGAAUGUAGAAGAAGGAAGUCCCUCCCACCAGGCUGGACUGAAGGCUGGGGAUCUGAUCACGCACAUCAAUGGAGAGCCGGUUCAUGGACUCGUCCACACGGAAGUCAUCGAGCUUCUGCUGAAGAGUGGGAAUAAGGUGUCAAUCACCACUACCCCGUUUGAAAACACAUCAAUCAAAACAGGACCAGCCAGAAGGAACAGUUACAAGAGCCGGAUGGUGAGAAGGAGCAAGAAGUCUAAGAAGAAGGAAAGUCUAGAAAGGAGGAGAUCGCUCUUCAAGAAGCUAGCCAAGCAGCCUUCUCCUUUGCUCCACACCAGCCGAAGUUUCUCCUGCUUGAACCGAUCCCUGUCAUCUGGAGAGAGCCUCCCGGGAUCCCCUACCCACAGCUUAUCGCCACGGUCUCCGACACCCAGCUACCGCUCUACGCCUGAUUUCCCAUCAGGUACCAACUCCUCCCAGAGCAGCUCACCAAGUUCAAGUGCCCCCAAUUCUCCAGCAGGCUCAGGGCACAUCCGGCCCAGUACCCUCCACGGCCUGGCCCCCAAACUCAGUGGGCAGCGAUACCGCUCUGGAAGGCGAAAGUCAGCUGGCAGCAUCCCGCUCUCCCCCCUGGCCAGGACACCCUCUCCAACUCCCCAGCCUACCUCCCCUCAGCGGUCGCCAUCACCACUGCUGGGACACUCACUGGGCAAUGCCAAGAUCACUCAGGCCUUUCCCAGCAAGAUGCACUCUCCCCCCACCAUCGUCAGACACAUCGUGAGGCCCAAGAGUGCAGAGCCGCCCCGCUCCCCACUGCUGAAGCGGGUACAGUCUGAGGAGAAGUUGUCACCCUCCUAUGGCAGUGACAAGAAGCACCUGUGCUCUCGCAAGCACAGCCUGGAGGUGACACAGGAGGAGGUGCAGAGGGAGCAGUGCCAGCGGGAGGUGACGCUGCAGAGCCUGGAGGAGAAUGUAUGUGACGCGCCUUCCCUCAGUCGGGCCAGGCCAGUGGAACAAGGCUGUCUGAAGCGGCCUGUGUCCCGGAAGCUGGGCAGGCAAGAGUCUGUGGAUGACCUGGACCGAGACAAGCUAAAGGCCAAGGUCAUAAUGAAGAAACCAGAGGAGAAACAUGAAUCCCACCAGAAACCUCACAGCCUUGGUGGUGACUCAGAAAGCUAUGCUCUCUUCAGGAUGGAGGAGAGAGAGAAGAAAGUGUAUCCCAAGGGGCUGGAAAGAUCAGGUCACUUUGAGAACACAGCAGCAGAGUCUCCUUGUGUGGGCAGCCUGCUGAAGGACACCCUUCACAAGCAGGCCAGCGUGCGGGCCAUCGAAGGGGUGACCUCGGAUGGGGCAGCAGGCAGUCUGGCACCUGGGGAGCAUGGCCAGUCUCUAAGUGACUUUAAGCGGGCCUCAGCUUCUAGCAUCCUCCAGGAGAAUAUGUGUCACAUCCCUGACAGAUCCACUUCUGGAAAAGGUGACUACAUAGAGAAGGCCGCCCAGGCCAAAGAGCUCCUUCGAAGCGAGAAGCUGGACAGCAAGCUGGCCAAUAUGGAUUACCUCCGAAAGAAAAUGUCACUGGACGACAAAGAUGAUAGUCACUGUGCCAUCCUGAAACCCAAAAUGACAUCGAGCACCCAUGAAUGUUUGCCAGGGAGAAACAUGGCUGGGCAACAGGAGACCAUGCCAGCCUCCGAGAGCCGGGCAUUCAUCAACAGUACCCACACAUCUCAGAUGAGCGCCGUUUCCUUUGUUCCUCUCAAGGCCUUAGCUGGCCGGGUAGAAAAUGGAGGUGAGAAACCAGGUUUCGUGGCUCCCGAGUCCCCCGUGAGGAAGAGCCCCUCUGAGUAUAAGCUGGAGGGCCGGUCGGUUUCAUGCCUGAAGCCAAUUGAGGGCACGCUGGACAUUGCUCUCCUCUCUGGACCUCAUGCUUCCAAAACAGAGCUGCCUUCCCCAGAGCCUGCACAGAGCCCCAGCCCAUCCCAUCCCAGUGUCAGUGUGGGAUCCUCGGGGUCAGCAGCUCUUCCCAGUAGCAGUGGGAAAAAGAGUAACGCCACCAGCCUGAGGGAGCCUUCCUCUGCCAGCUUAAAGGUGAAUAAAUCGUACCUGCUGGAGGCUCGGUUCCUGCCCCCGAGCCGGGGACUCCAGGACUCGCUAGCAGCCCCUGGGAUAGAAUCAAAGUCAAAGCAGGACAGGAAGGUUACUCAUCCUGCGGCCAGGAGCACAGCAGCUGUCCCCGAGAGCCAGCUCCAGCAGAAAGACGGUGGUCCCACCAAACACCAAGACCGUGCCAGUGUUCCUGACCCGGGGCAGACUCUGCAUAAUGCUGACCCAGCCAGGCUGGGUAUACGUGCCCCGCUGCCACCAGAAGUAACCCCCUCCAAGGAGAAACCGUGUCCGAAGGAACCAGCUGAAAAGGUGAAAAGUCAGUGCUCUGCCAUAAGGGAUGACGUAUACAGAGAGCCCUGUGUGAAGCUGUGUCCUGCAGAGGUGAGUAAAGCCAGUGACAGUUCCAAAAACCUCCCUCCUGGGGGACGGACUCAUCCCGAUUUCUGCAUGCAGGCCCAGACUACAGAGAAAACACGGACAUGUGCAAAAACAAACUCCAGAGAUGGCCAUGAUGAGGUGAAAUCCCUGGCCAGGGAGGACUCCUUGUACUCAGCCGGGCUUCUGUGUGAGAAGGAGGUAGGCAGGGCAAGAAAAGGCCCAGAAGCCAAGCCUGAAGUCCCUGCUACCAGGCACUCUCCUCAGCCACCAGGAACUGAGAGCGAGAAGAGCGAAAAGCCGUCCACCACCCCGUCUUUGCAGAAACAGGCUCCCAAAGAGCCCGACAGGAAGGAACAGGCCCUGCAGAGGCAUGGCCCUCAACAACCCCUGACCACCAAAGAGCUGUCCAACCCAGCAGCUUGGCAGCAUUGCAGUUCACCAAACCACACACUUGCCAAGGAGCUGGGGACCAAAUCCACUGCCGCAGAACCAAGCACCAGCCUCCAAGACACUCCCCGAUCUGCUACUGCCACCGUUACCACUACCACUGCCACCCCCAGUGCCGGGCACAGUGACUGUAGUAGCCAUAAGUCCCGGCCUGGCCCUGACCCCAGCCCUUCAAAGUCUAAGCACCCAGACAGGUCCCUCUCCUCGCAGAAACUGAGUGCUGUGUCUGCAAAAGGCAAAGAGCCUGUCACUCAAACCCUUGGUGGCUCCAGCAGAGAGGGGAAGGGUGGAAGCAAGGGUCCCCUGGACAUGUUCCCUGCCAUCCUGGCCACCCAGGGCAAAGCGAUCGAUGUGUUUGGGCAGGGAGAAGGUAGGGUCACUAUCACACUCCACAUGGAAGAGAGUCCUCUAGAUGCUAAACUGAAAACCGCCAAUGGAGGCUGUCCUCAGGAGAUGCAGGAGAAGCAUCCUCCCAGACAAGGACAUCCAACAUUCAGUGAAGCAGUGGACCAGAAACUUAUCACUGCUGGUGAAAAGCAAAGCCUGUCUCCAAAGCAUCCCAAACCAUCCACUGUGAAAGACUGCCCUACUCUGUGCAGACAGAUGGAGAAAAGCCCAAGUCAGCAGGCUUCCCCUGGGGACAGGAAGUCGGAAGGGAAGAAAGGGACAGAGGCACUUUUUGUUCCAACCCCAGAGGGCUACAAGCUGGAGGCCAGCCCUUCUCCCCACCAUGGUGAGAGCCGACUCAAAGGCCCAGAGAAGCUAGCCAUGGGCAUGGGGAAGGGCUUCUCAGAGGCCAAGGGGAAAGGGCCUGGUCCUCAGAAGUCACUGGCUGAAACCGGCAAGACCAGCGGUAUGAAACGGUCACCCUCUGCCACAGCACAGAGUUCUCUCCGCUCAGCUGGCCCCCCAGAGAAAUCUCUGAGCUAUUCAGCCAGCUUUCCCGAGGCCCAGCCUGCAACACGAGAGGUCACUGCAGCCACCAGUAGCCCCUCAUCGGCCAAGGUUAUCAUGGGUACCUCAGAAUCCUCAGCUCCCAGCAACAGGGACCACAGGAAAUCCCAGUCUGGGGGAGAUGGCCGAAACCAAAUGACAAAGAGUGACUCUCUGCCCUCCUUCCGUCUCUCCAACUCCACCCUGGAUUCACACCUCCCAGACCCACAGAUGCCCAGCACAGCCGGCCACCGAGACAGGGCACUGUCGGUAACUGCUACCACAGGGGAACCCAGAGGGAGAGAGCUUACCCAACCUCCCCCAGCCAGGAAACAGAAUGUGGGCAGGGAGGUGACCAGAGCACCCCCAACCCAAAGCACGGACCGCUCCCUCGCUCUUUCCUCGGAGAAGGACUACGUGGUGCGGCAGAGGAGGGGCAAGGAGAGCUUGCGUAGCAGUCCUCACAAAAAGGCCUCCUAACACGGGGCCCUUGGUGACAGGGCUGUGAGACCCCGCCAGAGCAUCCGUGUAACUGGGUCGUUGCCACCUUACAAACCAGCAUUGUAUGGGGAUGUCCUCCAAGCAGAGCUCCGGGGCUCACAGAGGAGGAGAGACAGAAAAAGGGAACUUUCUUCCAGAUGCCUUCCCAGUCGUAACCGGUAAAACUGUUGCCAGAUAGUGUUUGUACAAAACCUGCCUCUCCAGCCAUGUGCUGGUGCGGAAGUCUCUCUGUACAUACCUAGCAAUGUGUUUGGUUUGGGAUGUAGAGUGUGUACCUCGCUGCUGACUGCCUUGCUGACCGAAGCUUUUCUGAAUGAAGAUAUGUCUUUUAACCACUUAACCAUCGUGUGGUAAUGAAGCAAAGUGGUCAGGGCUAGGUGCGUGUGAAAAUAGAAUCCUACCCAUGAUCGCGUAUGUACACAUCCACCUAUGUGUUUUGGUCUGUGGUUUGAGAAUAGUUCAAGGCUCCAUUUGUAUAAGUAGAGUUAAAGAUGAGAGAAAGCCCUAAAUACAGUAGAUGGUGAGUUUUUUGUGUGUAUUAUUUAACCAGGAUCUCUGAUCAUACUGAAUCUGGCUACCUGUAUUUUCUGAGCUGCUGCUUUCAGAACCCUCUCUUAGGAGUGAGUGGCCAGGAUAGGAAGAGCCACUUGUAGGGGACAUUUUGACCUUCAGGUCCAAGUGGCCCAAAAAGGCAAUUGUCUUUGUCUCUGGGUCCUGUGUCUGGUCUUCACCUGAGGGUACACAGAGACUAGAAACACAUUGUGAGUCAGCUUUCUUCCUUCUCCCGUCCCUUUCUGAGCUCCUACCCUCAGGCCUUCAUGCUGUGAGUCCAAGAAGCACAUGGUUAUGGUGGGUGCUGCGCCAGCCCUGCCCAUGAGGAAACAGGAAAAUCACUGGCCGCACACCAGUCCGCUAGUACUUGGGUGGAGUGAUACGCAUUAGGAAACAGAAAAUCACUGGCUGCACACGAACCUGCUAGUUCAUAGGUGGGGUGAUAUGCAUUAGGCAUUGGAAGAGGUUUUAAAUUUGCUUUUGUUGAGGAAAAGGGGGUGGGGUGGAUUUUGGCAUCAUAGCAUAUAUAUUAAAGAAUAAUCAGGACAUCAGAUACAUUUUAAUACAUAGCUGGGGCCUUAUGUUGUAGAUGAAGCUUGCUGUUUUUAGCAAGUUCCUGGGUUUCACAUUCAUUUCUGACGCAUCGAGUAGCUCCAUACAUUUCAUAACACGAUCUCUUUAUUUGUAUGCAAAAAAUUACUGUAUUAAUAAAGAGCAGCAUUUUGUAACAAAGAGACUGGAGCUAUUUGGUGCUUGAAUGUGACCAUCCUUUUUACUUUUGCUAAGCCUUAUUUAAAUUUUGUAUACCAUGAAAUGUGUAGAGUCUGUCAGAUCAUUUUAGUGCUGAGGGUUUUUCUGAUUUGUUUCUGUUGUCGCAGUUUUUUGAUGGCUUGUUUUGGACUAUAAGAUGGCACUCGCUGAAGUACAUACUAAGGCACAAUGCAGAUACGUUUUUAUAAGAUGCUUGGGAUACAUAGCAAGACUUUUGUUCUAUAAGAGAAAAAAAUUACAAAUAUUGAAUCUAGCACCAGAUCCCGUUGGGGUGUCUUGGUAUCUUUCCACCGUAAGCUCGUUUAUGUGAGCACACUCUGUGGGUUGUAACUAACCUUGUAAGGUUGUAAGCACUCUAGACACAAAGGCAUGGCAUCACUGACUGCUUGGUUGCCCAUUGUUGCAAAGCUGGUUGGCAAAGAAAAAGGAAAGGAAAAAGGAGUGUCCUCUUCACCCCGUCUCCCCACCCCCACACAGCACAUCACACACCCCCCAUCACUACAUUGUGAAACUGUAGAACAAACAUAUUUUUUACAAGAACUCAAAUGGGUCUCAAAAGUGGUCUCAACACUUAUAAUGCAUAUCUGGUUGGCAGAUCUAAUCGCGCAAUCCUUCUCUACUCAGACAUCAGGACAGGUCUGUCCAGGAGGUAGUUCACGGUUUACAGCCCUUUCCUUUCUAACUGUCCAGUUUUCUUUAAGCACAAUUAGCGGCUUGUUUACAAAGGAUAUUUUUAUGUAUAUUUUGUAUAGUGUAUUAUCAUUUUGCCAAAUAUGUUUUUGCAUUUUGGAUGAGUAAAGAGUACUUACUUAAGGUUGCUUACACGUGAUCCCUGUUUGUUGUUGUGAAUCUCCCCCGCCAGCUGGUAGAAUGUCUCCUGUGUUCUCUUUGGUCAGUCUCCGUGUGGUUGUGAGAUGUACCCCUCGGUAGGACUCCCAGCUGUAGAUUUACCAGCUUCGGUUUGUUAGGAUCUGUGCAAUAAAGUGUUGGCAGUCUUAUUUUCUCCAAGAAAUCCCCCCAUGAAUGUCAUAAUUGUUGUAUAUUGAACAAAUAUUUAUACUUAUGCAGUUGCAUAACAUUGAAUAAAAAUUUAGCAUGAAAGAUGA
Messenger RNA from Myodes glareolus (Bank vole), 10105 nucleotides. The record is from RefSeq and is a predicted model, not a curated record. Lineage: Eukaryota; Metazoa; Chordata; Mammalia; Rodentia; Cricetidae.